AUGUUUCACCUGCUGACCUUCCUCGUGGAGAAGCUCUCCCUUCUCUCCAACCUGCAGCUUUUCGAGCCGCGGUGGUCGCCCGGCGAGCAGCGCGGCGAGCCGAAGACGCGCCUCCCCGCCUCCUCCUUCAGGAGAGGAGACCUGCUGGAGGUGCCGAGAACCCUCUUCACCCACUUUGGGGUUUACCUGGGCGACGACCGAGUUGCUCAUCUCAUCCCAGACAUCCUGCCCGUGCUCACCAGUAACCGAGAGCUGAUCGACGCCGCCAUCACCAAUAAAAGACUCAUCCUGGGCUGCAUCUACCGGCGCGCGACCGUGCGCGUCGACACGGUGGAGGACUUCGCGUACGGCUCCAGCAUCACGGCGAACCGCAUGGACGAGCUGGUCCAGAGGCAGGCGUUGCCCAAUGAGGAUGUGGCCAAGAGGGCUGAAAAACUCAUCGGAGCAAUCCCCUACAGCUUGCUGUGGAACAACUGUGAGCACUUUGUGACACACUGCAGAUACGGGUCUGCGGCGAGUCAACAAACAGAACAGUUUUGCGACGGUUUGAAAUCUCUCAUCCGAGACCAGCGAAGCAUCAUCGCCGCCGUUCUUCUCGGCGUCGUCUCCAUCAGUUGGUUUGGCAUGGUGCCCUUGACUACAUUACCCACAAUCCUCAUCCCCUUCACUCUGUGGAUGGCUGGCUAAAGGACGCCCGCCAGAGUGUCUCACAUUAUGAACUGAACUUUCACUGGGCAAAGAGACUGUAGAACCGGAUAAUGUAAUAAAUUCCCAAUAAUUUAAUAUCCCCGAUAAUGUCAUAAAAAUCUGUACUUGAGUCCAUUGAAAAUGCAA
Molecule: messenger RNA, 834 nt
Organism: Lampris incognitus (smalleye Pacific opah)
Lineage: Eukaryota; Metazoa; Chordata; Actinopteri; Lampriformes; Lampridae
Gene: lrata
Product: lecithin retinol acyltransferase a
Exons: 2
Coding region: 1-687 (228 amino acids)
Biological process (GO): retinol metabolic process
Molecular function (GO): phosphatidylcholine-retinol O-acyltransferase activity
Source: RefSeq, a predicted model, not a curated record